AUGGUGAAAGCUUCCAAAGUUAAUGGCCAAGAGAGGAAGAGACAACGAUCGACAGAAAAGGAGAAGAGGAGGAACCUCGACAUCAACAGAGCAUUCGAGAGUCUGCAAAAUCAACUUCCUUCAUGCGUUCCUAAAGGAAACCGGUUGCCCAAAAUCAAAACACUACGUUUGGCCAUCAAGUACAUAGAGCAUUUGAGUUCGAUACUUAACGGAGAUCACAUCAUUCCCUCAUCCAUGGAAAAUCCUAGGCCACUCCUCAUUGAGGACUUUGCUUCAGUGGCUCUAAGAGAAAUUCAGAUCAGAAACACUUACACGUCCAGGAUAGCUGAAGUAGAAGAUCAGAAGGACGUGAUGUAUUCUGACGACUCUCCAUUAUCAGACUUUUACCAGCUGUCUGCCGGUUUCGGCAACGUCUUCUACUAUUGA
Auanema sp. JU1783 is the source of this 426-nucleotide messenger RNA. The record is from the annotation of a GenBank genome assembly. NCBI's taxonomy places the organism in Eukaryota, Metazoa, Nematoda, Chromadorea, Rhabditida, Rhabditidae.